AUGAAUACACGUCAGUCAUUAUCACGUUCAGCUCAUCAACAAUAUGAUACACCAAUUUCAUCAGACUGUUCUCAAAAUUCUCAUAAGAUAAAUCGAAACUGUCCGCGAAAUAAUCAUAAUAGUAGUUCAAUUCAACACCCUCAAGAUUUAAUUCGAACUGAUCUUCGUAAAAAGCAAUCAAAGCUACCAUUUGAUCAGCAACCUCUAAUCUCGCCUAGACAGCUUCUUCUCAUUCGUUUCGUCAUUUUCGUGAUCGUAUGUUGGAUAUGUUAUUACGUUUUUCUUUCGUUAUACCCGAAACCGAAACGAAGCACUUGGAAACAACUUUGGCAUGGCGUGGUUAAUUGGUUGACAGUGGCGUAA
This is a messenger RNA of Adineta ricciae, 363 nucleotides long. NCBI's taxonomy places the organism in Eukaryota, Metazoa, Rotifera, Eurotatoria, Adinetida, Adinetidae. The record is from the annotation of a GenBank genome assembly.